Coffea eugenioides is the source of this 1498-nucleotide messenger RNA. Its product is annotated as aspartate-semialdehyde dehydrogenase. The record is from RefSeq and is a predicted model, not a curated record. Gene Ontology annotation, biological process: L-threonine biosynthetic process. Bases 70 to 1239 code for a protein of 389 amino acids. NCBI's taxonomy places the organism in Eukaryota, Viridiplantae, Streptophyta, Magnoliopsida, Gentianales, Rubiaceae. Gene Ontology annotation, molecular function: NADP binding; NAD binding; protein dimerization activity. The transcript is spliced from 7 exons.
UUGCCGCCGAUACCCUGAACGUCUUCAGUCGCCACUCCCAGCACCAGCUUCACCGUCUCCGCCGUCAAAAUGAAUCCCUCCUCCCUCUCCCUCCACCACCACCAUUACCCGUCCACAACCACCACCACCACCAUUUUCCAUAAAAAACCCACCCCAACCCCACAAUCUUUCAAACUACGCACCUCAUUUUCCCCAAUUAAAAUGUCACUCACGGAAAAUGCCCCCUCAAUCGCCAUCGUCGGCGUCACCGGAGCCGUCGGCCAAGAAUUCCUCUCCGUAUUGUCCGACCGGAACUUCCCCUACCGAUCCCUUAAGCUCCUGGCCAGCAAACGCUCAGCUGGGAAAGAAAUAAUUUAUGAAGAUAAGGCCUAUAUUGUUGAAGAACUGAAUGAAGAAAGCUUCAAGGGUAUUGAUAUUGCGCUUUUCAGCGCUGGUGGUUCGAUAAGCAAGAAAUUCGGGCCGUUGGCGGUGCAAGAUGGGAGUAUUGUGGUGGAUAAUAGCUCUGCUUUCAGGAUGGAUGAUGGGGUUCCCCUUGUUGUCCCAGAGGUUAAUCCGGAGGCUAUGGAGCAUAUCAAGAUUGGGAGUGGUAAAGGCGCAUUGAUUGCGAACCCGAAUUGUUCGACCAUCAUAUGUUUAAUGGCAGCUACUCCGCUGCAUCGCCAUGCCAAGGUUAAACGCAUGGUUGUUAGUACAUAUCAGGCAGCUAGUGGUGCUGGUGCUGCUGCAAUGGAAGAGCUUGAACUGCAAACUCGUGAGGUACUUGAUAGGAAGGAACCAACCUGUAAAAUCUUUAAGCGACAGUAUGCGUUCAAUCUUUUCUCACAUAACGCACCUGUUCUCCCAAAUGGCUACAAUGAGGAGGAAAUGAAACUAGUAAAAGAAACGAAGAAAAUAUGGAAUGACGCGAAUGUAAAAGUCACUGCAACUUGCAUUCGAGUUCCAGUUAUGCGAGCACAUGCUGAGAGUGUAAAUCUUCAGUUUGAGAAGCCAUUACACGAGGAUACUGCGAGGGAUAUACUUGAGAAUGCUCCAGGAGUAGUGGUUAUUGAUGACCGUGCAGGCAAUCACUUCCCAACUCCACUAGAAGUUUCAAACAGAGAUGCUGUUGCAGUGGGGAGAAUUCGACGUGAUGUCUCUCAAGAUGGAGACUAUGGGUUGGAUAUCUUUGUCUGCGGUGAUCAAAUACGCAAGGGUGCAGCUCUAAAUGCUGUUCAGAUUGCCGAGAUGCUACUGAAGUAAAAGAGAUGUUUCUGUGAGUGAGAUUUAUUUCGAAUCAUAUCUAAACGUUGGAUUUGGUGCUUGAACUUUGAAGACCCUCGCUUCUUUCCUCAAAGAGGAGAUAAAAGAGAGUAAAAGUUCCGAGUUUUGUAGCACUACCAGUUGAAAUCUCUGAGUUUUGGUAGCCUUGUUAGUUCAUUCCGUGGUUUUCAGUAGAAAAUUUUGUACCAAUAUAUUUGGUGUUGAAAUGCUAGUGUUCAAACCUGUUUUCCAUUCUUUA